Messenger RNA from Psilocybe cubensis, 252 nucleotides. RefSeq lists its product as uncharacterized. Bases 1 to 252 code for a protein of 83 amino acids. The record is from RefSeq and is a predicted model, not a curated record. The transcript has 3 exons. NCBI's taxonomy places the organism in Eukaryota, Fungi, Basidiomycota, Agaricomycetes, Agaricales, Agrocybaceae.
AUGCCUUUUGUCCUUGAAACUCGUAUUGGGGGGUGGUCUAGGCUUCGCGUCAGUGCCGGCAACUUGAUAUACUUCUAUAACAACACUGACCCAUUCGACAAUCCGUUUGGACGUCCAACUUCUCCGGGAUAUCCGCAAAGAACGUCGGAGGUGUCACCAUUAAAUGGGACCCCUACGGAUUUCUCCCCCACACCCAUCGUCAACUCGCAACUUGCCAACAAAUCGCAGAAUGCCGAUGCCGGAAGGGUUUAA